This is a messenger RNA of Pestalotiopsis fici W106-1, 1716 nucleotides long. RefSeq lists its product as uncharacterized. The transcript has 8 exons. The record is from RefSeq and is a predicted model, not a curated record. Bases 1 to 1716 code for a protein of 571 amino acids. Gene Ontology annotation, molecular function: copper ion binding; oxidoreductase activity. NCBI's taxonomy places the organism in Eukaryota, Fungi, Ascomycota, Sordariomycetes, Amphisphaeriales, Sporocadaceae.
AUGCGUUUCGCUACGGUUUUGACUAAUUCAUUUGCUCUUUUCACAGCCGCCGUACUCGCGGCUCCACAGCACGACGUUGCCAGUCGGUCACAAGAUAGCCAUCAGUGCGAAUUUGACUCGAAAAACUCACCACAAUGCUGGGGCGACUGGUCCCUCUCCACGGACUGGUAUAAGGAAGGACCAAAUACUGGUGUCAUCCGGGAAUAUUGGUUUAAUGUUUCUCAACACUAUGCCGCACCAGAUGGCGUACAACGAUUGGUCAUGACCAUAAAUGGGUCAGUCCCUGGACCUACCAUCUACGCUGAUUGGGGAGAUACAAUUGGCAAGCCUUGGCCUAAUCAAUUUAUAGUCCUUCACGUCACAAACAACCUUAUAACCAAUGGAACGAGUAUACACUUUCACGGUGUACGACAAAACAAUACAUCUCAAGACGAUGGCGUUGCUUCCAUCACUCAGUGCCCAACUGCUCCGGGUGAAUCAAGCACAUAUACUUGGAGAGCCACUCAAUAUGGCACAACAUGGUACCACUCGCACUUUAGCCUUCAGGCCUGGAACGGCGUGUUUGGUGGUGUGGUUAUCCGAGGACCAGCUACAUCCUCUUACGAUGAAGAUAGGGGCGUCUUAUUCUUGAACGACUGGUACCAUCAGACAGUCGACGCUCUGUGGCCACAGGCUUCCCAGGGCGGACCCCCGGCAGCUGACAAUGGUCUCAUCAAUGGCACCAACGUCUACAGAAAGGGUGGUAAAAGAUACCAGACCUCGGUUACUGCUGGGAAGUCUUACAGAAUUCGCCUCAUCAACGGCGCCAUGAACACCAUGUUCAGAUUCUCUAUUGAUGGCCACAAACUGACAGUCAUUGGCGCGGACCUCGUGGCAAUCAAGCCAUACGUUACAGACUCGAUCAACGUGGGCAUGGGCCAGCGGUACGACGUUAUCGUGACCGCCAAUCAAAAGCCUGGGAACUACUGGCUCCGGUCGGUGCCUCAGACGGCCUGCAGUGCUGCCAAUGUCCAAACUCUCAACAUCAAGGGCAUCUUCAAUUAUGACAGUGUUGAUGUCAAGACACCCAAGAGCACCACUAGCGUUAGCAAGGACGAUUGCGAUGAUGAAUCGGACCUGGUGCCUUAUGUUGAGCUUGAUGUUGACCAGUCCGGAGUUCAAGAUGUUUUCAACUUUGGGAUCGACACUUCGUCGGGCAUUUUUCGUUGGACUAUCAAUGGGAGUCCUUUCCAGACGGACUGGGAUGAGCCGACCCUCCAGCAAGUUAUCGAUGGAUCCACCGCAUAUGAAAAGAGCCAGCAGGUUGUCCAUUUGAACGAGGUUGACCAAUGGGUCUACUUUGUUAUUGAGUCCGUCGUUGGACUGCCGCACCCGAUUCACCUCCAUGGUCACGACUUUUUCAUUCUUGCGCAGAAGGCAAGUUCCAGGUGGACGCACCGGUCAGAACUCAACACUGUCAACCCGCCCAGGCGAGAUGUCGCCAUGCUUCCGGCGGGUGGCUACUUGGUCAUUGCAUACCAGGCUGAUAACCCAGGUGUCUGGCUGCUGCACUGUCACAUUGGAUGGCACACCUCGGAGGGCUUUGCGCUGCAGCUCAUUGAGCGCCAGAGCGAGAUCGCCGCCACUGUCAAUGCAGAAAACCUGAAUCAAACUUGCAACAAAUGGAACGCGUUCAAGGACAAGUAUCACAUUGUUCAAGACGACUCGGGCGUAUAA